This is a messenger RNA of Carassius auratus (goldfish), 1197 nucleotides long. Its product is annotated as phosducin-like. The record is from RefSeq and is a predicted model, not a curated record. Bases 132 to 845 code for a protein of 237 amino acids. Lineage: Eukaryota; Metazoa; Chordata; Actinopteri; Cypriniformes; Cyprinidae. The transcript has 4 exons. Gene Ontology annotation, cellular component: photoreceptor outer segment. Gene Ontology annotation, biological process: regulation of G protein-coupled receptor signaling pathway.
AAGCUUUUUUGUGCCCUCCCCAUGCACACUCAAAAAAGCAUGAAGGACAAAGCUAAUGGUGGUAGUGACAACGUAACAGCUCACUGAGGGAACGUAUUCGGACCUUUAAAAAAGAUAAUCAACAAAUAAAAAUGUCUGACAGAAUCGCAGAUGAGGAGCCAGUGGCUGUCACUCACACAGGACCAAAGGGUGUCAUCAAUGACUGGCGUAAAUUUAAACUGGAGAGCAUGGACCAGGAGACUCUGCCUCCCAACAAGAGAGAGCUUCUAAGACAGAUGUCAUCCCCCCACAAACCCAGAGACUCCUGUGUGGGUGGAAUCAAUCGCAAGAUGAGCGCUCAGGAGUAUGAGCUGAUAAAAGAAGAUGAUGAGAAAAGUCUGCGUAAGUACCGCAAGCAAUGCAUGCAGGAGAUGCACGAGCGCCUGAGCUUCGGGCCCAAAUUUGAGGUCGUGUAUGACCUAGACAGUGGCGAGGCCUUUCUGGAGGUCAUUGAGAAGGAGCACCGGCUCACAGUGGUGGUGGUGCACAUCUUUAAAGAUGGAGUGCAGGGGUGCGAGGUGCUUAACAGUUGCAUGGAUUGCCUGGCCACAGAAUAUCCCAGUGUUAAAUUCUGCCGCAUUAGUGCCGCCGCCACUGGAGCUGGUGAGCGUUUCCCAGAUGACGUGCUGCCCGCUUUGUUAGUGUACAAGGCUGGAGAGCUUCUGGGAAACUUCCUGGCUGUUACGCAGCAUUUCAGCGAGGAGUUCUUUGCUACCGAUGUAGAGGCCUUCCUCAAUGAGUAUGGACUGCUGCCAGAGAAGGAAUGCGGCCCUGGAGCGGAUGAGGAUGAAGCAGAUGUGGAGUGAUGAAAGAUGGCAGAGAGUAAGAAUGGAUUAAAUGAAUGGGAGGAAUGUUUUUCUGAGUAUGACAAGAAUAAGUUUCAUUAUUCUUCCAGCUAACAUGAUGAGAUGCUUCCAUGUGCACAUGCAGCUCAGGGUAAAGAUCUCUUUGAGCACAGUAGAGAAAACUACUAAAUGUUUUGUACAUUACAACGAAAAAAUGGAAUAAAGCUGAGAAAGAUAAUGAGAUAUUCAACUAUCAUGUUUUCUCAAAUAGACAACUGCAUGAAUAUGAAAUAGAUAAGAAUGAAUUAGUGUCAUGUGGAAUACUUAUGCACAUAUUGUACAUGUGAUAGUAUGCAGCCAAAGAUGAUACAAA